This is a messenger RNA of Acipenser ruthenus (sterlet), 5354 nucleotides long. Its product is annotated as SID1 transmembrane family member 2. Lineage: Eukaryota; Metazoa; Chordata; Actinopteri; Acipenseriformes; Acipenseridae. Gene Ontology annotation, cellular component: membrane. Bases 651 to 3209 code for a protein of 852 amino acids. The transcript is spliced from 27 exons. The record is from RefSeq and is a predicted model, not a curated record.
UUUGCAGGGACGCCUUCAUUGUAAACUGCAUCGAUGUGUAGCAGGUGUGUAGCGGUAUCCACAGGUUAAAAAAGCGAGGCAUCCCCCCCACACAGCAAAACUAGGGCACCCCGUGCAGACCGAGGGGUGCAAACCACCACAGAGGAGCUCAAACCGCGUUGAUUUCUUCAUUUAAAAAACACAAGACGCCUUCUUUGCUGGGCAGGAGUCUGGACCCGGAUCUCUGUCAUUGUCGUUUUUGAAUUAACCAAAACAGGAAAAGCUGCAGCGAGAUGUGACCCGUUUUUUUUAGACAAGAAAGCGGAAUGAUGUGCUUUGACAAGGGACCGCGUGGAUUCAUCACGCAUCUUGUCCACGGCACGGCCAGAAGCCGCAGCGAUCUCCUUCCUUGUUUUUGUCGGGUGUCUCGUUGCGUUGUGUAUGCGAGCGCAGCAGCGCCUCAUCGGAAGCCAGCGUGUGUGUGAUUGCUUCAGACCGAGCCUGCUGAACGGUUGCAAGCACCAGUUGUAUUUUGAUAUCCUUAUCUCACCGGAGUUGCACAAUAACAGUAACAGCCUGCUGUGAAGCAGCUAUAUACAGUACAGACCAACACCGUGUGCGUGCGUGAAGUGUCCGCGUCGGGAGAAGGCUUACUUGGAAAAUUACAAGUCAUGGGAACGUGGAGAAGUUUGAAAUCGCGACACAAGGAAGCGCAGCCGGCGGAGACCUCUCUUCACAGUUGGCCGGUUAUGUGGCUCUGUCUGGCGCUGGCAACGCUGACUAUCCCGAGUGUCGCGACCGCCAAGAUCGUCGUCAUUCAAAAAGAUGCCAACUUCGAUGUCAGCUACAAUGACAGCGUCACCGACGAGCUGCAAAACGUCUAUGCCUUUAACCACACCGUGUCCAGACACAAGACGGAGGGUGUGCGUGUCUCUGUCAACGUGCUGUCGAAAGCUGUGGAGAACCCCAUCCUCUUCGUGGUCCGGCAGAAACAAGCUGUCGUCUCCUUCCAGGUGCCUCUCAUCCUGCGUGGGCUUUACCAGCGGAAGUACGCGUACCAGGAUGUCGCUCGCACGCUGUGCCAGCCGCCCACGCACAGAGACAUGGAGAUGCAGUUCUUCUACGUGGACGUGUCCACACUGUCCCCCCUCAACAUUUCCUACCAGCUGAGAGUGAGCCGCGUGGACAGCUUCGUCCUGCUGACUGACAAGCUUUUCAAUUUCAUCGCCAACCCAGCCCAGCCCCAGUAUUUCAAGUACGUGUUCCCAGAGGGAGUGGACUCCGUCAUUGUGAAGGUGGACUCGGAGUCAGCCUUCCCCUGCUCUGUCAUGUCCAUACAGGAUAUCCUGUGCCCCGUCUAUGAUCUGGACAACAACGUGGCCUUCCUGGGAAUGUACCAGACCAUGACCAAGAAGGCAGCCAUCACCGUGCAGAGGAAGGAUUUCCCCACGAACAGUUUCUACGUGGUGGUGGUCGUGAAGACGGAGGACGAGGCGUGUGGAGGACCGCUGCACUUCUACCCUCUGCAGCCAGAUAAGCUGAUUAACCCUGGAAACCGCAGCAAAGUGCUGGAUGUGAUUGUGACUCCCGCCAUCAAAUCGGAGGCCUAUGUGAUGGGCAUGCUGUUCUGUCUGGGAAUCUUCCUGUCGUUCUACCUGCUGACGUUCCUGACUGCAUGCCUGCAGAACAAACGGAUGCACAAGAAGAGGGAGGGGCUUCUCAACACUCCACAUGCGUCGCCUGCGGAAACAGCCUCCCUGCUAGGGAAAGGCCUGACCCCGGGAUCCCCCUGCGAGGGAUACAACUAUGGCUCCUUCGAGAACGGCUCCCUGAGUUCAGAGGCCAUCACUGACAGCAUGGCGUCGGGGGACACCAGCUACGGAUACCUGGAACGUUCCCUGGACAGCAUGGCGGGACGCCUGCGGCAGGAGUCUCUGAGCUCCGUGGAGGAGGACGAGUACGACACGCUGGCCGACAUCGAAUCGGACAAGAACGUCAUCCGCACCAAGAAGUUCCUGUAUGUCUCUGACCUGGCUCGCAAGGACAAGAAGAUCCUGAGCAAGAAAUACCAAAUCUACUUCUGGAACAUUGCUACCAUUGCAGUCUUCUAUGCGCUGCCUGUCAUUCAGCUGGUGAUAACCUAUCAGACGGUAGUGAACGUGACAGGAAACCAAGAUAUCUGCUACUACAACUUCCUGUGUGCACAUCCGCUAGGAGCACUGAGUGCCUUCAACAACAUCCUGAGUAACCUGGGCUACGUCAUGCUGGGGCUGCUGUUCCUCCUCAUCGUGCUACAGAAAGACAUUCUCCACAAGAGGGCGCUGGAGCGCAAAGAGCUGGCUGCACUGGAGUGUGGGAUCCCGAAGCACUUUGGUCUGUUCUACGCCAUGGGCACGGCUCUGAUGAUGGAGGGGCUGCUCAGUGCCUGCUACCACGUGUGCCCAAACUACACCAACUUCCAGUUCGACACCUCGUUCAUGUAUAUGAUCGCUGGGCUCUGCAUGCUGAAGCUCUAUGAGAAGAGACACCCCGAUAUCAAUGCCAGUGCCUACAGUGCCUACGCCUGCCUGGCCAUGGUCAUCUUCUUCUCUGUGCUGGGAGUGGUCUUUGGGAAAGGGAACUCUGUGUUCUGGAUCGUGUUCUCUGUCAUUCACAUCUUGGCCACCCUGCUGCUCAGCACUCAGCUUUACUACAUGGGCCGCUGGAAACUGGACUCUGGUAUCCUGCGCAGGAUCCUGUACGUUGUGUACACAGACUGUAUCCGGCAGUGCAGUGGACCCAUGUACAUUGACCGCAUGGUGCUGCUGGUGAUGGGGAACAUCGUCAACUGGUCCCUGGCAGCGUUCGGCCUGAUCGUUCGACCCAACGACUUUGCCUCCUACCUGCUGGCCAUCGGGAUCUGUAACCUGCUGCUGUACUUCGCCUUCUACAUCAUCAUGAAGCUGCGCAGUGGCGAGCGGAUCCAGCUCCUUCCCUCCUUCUGUAUCCUCUUCACCGCUGUGGUCUGGGGCUUCGCUCUUUUCUUCUUCUUCCAGGGACUCAGCACCUGGCAGAAAACCCCGGCGGAGUCGCGGGAGCACAACCGAGAGUGCAUCCUGCUCGGCUUCUUCGAUGACCACGACAUCUGGCACUUCCUGUCCUCCAUCGCCAUGUUCGGCUCCUUCCUGGUGCUCCUCACCCUGGAUGAUGACCUGGACUGUGUCCAGAGAGAUAAGAUCUAUGCGUUCUGAUGGGGCGACUCCUGGGCGCUGCCUCCAAGUGCUGCUGCUGCCAUACCAGCCAAUGAGAGCCUCCCUGUGAGGAGGAGGGGGGCCUGGACAGCCAAUCGGAGCCUGUCUGUGAGGACAGAGCCCCUCCCCCUAUUGUUUAUGGACGCUCACUGUGCCAAUGAAAAGACUGCAUUCCUCUGGGGCCUUUUCACAGGGAGGGACUGAAAUGAAGCGAGACUGUUGGUUCCAGCGGGACCCUCCCUGCCCACCCCCAGUCUCUCUGAUGACGAGUGCCCCAGUCAGAGUUGCAUGUUAAUGCCUUGUUCACAGCCUCCGACCUGGAUAUUUCAAUGCUGUAAGGAGGCAGUGGCGGUUCUCGGUACGCAGUCCCCCUCCUCUAACUCUGCGUUGUUAACCUGGGCUGCCCCUCCCCUGGUAACAUCACUGUCUGAACGCAGCACUGGAAUACCAAGCUUCUGGAACGUGAUUCCAAGUCACCUGGGUUCAAAUCGGACAGGAUGGUGAGAGCGGGCUGACUCCGGGGCCAGUUCUGUGUACCGGUCGGGUCGGGUCGGGUCUGCUCCAUGGCCCAACUGUAUUCUCUACCUUACUGUCUGGAACAGCGCCCUGCCUCCACUGCCUGCAUGACCCCAUGACCCCCCCGGAGGGUGGCCUGGCCACUUCGUUAGGAACGGGUCUGUCCUGCGCCAGUGGCCACACCUCCCUUUCGAAUUGCGUUGUGAAGUUUGUGCUCUGUGCCGGGCGGCUGACUCCUACCUGCAUUCACGAGUCCCACAGGAGGGGCUGCUGCUGCUGCUGCUCUUUGAUCUUUGCUUCCACCAUUUCUUUUUUAGUUCUUAGUUUUAGUUUGUUUUUGGUUCUUAAGGAACCCGUGCAGGCCUGUGCUCAGGGGCCGGCUCCAGUGGCUGUUUGCUUGUUGCUGUGCCGUGGCACUCCUACACGAUGCCCUGCACACACACACAAUAGCACAGCCCCAGUAGAAUCCCUGCGCUCCUCUGCUGUGCUGUGGGACUCCUACACGAUGCCCUGCACACACACACAAUAGCACAGCCCCAGUAGAAUCCCUGCGCUCCUCUGCUGUGCUGUGGGACUCCUACACGAUGCCCUGCACACACACACAAUAGCACAGCCCCAGUAGAAUCCCUGCGCUCCUCUGCUGUGCUGUGGCACUCCUACACGAUGCCCUGCACACACACACAAUAGCACAGCCCCAGUAGAAUCCCUGCGCUCCUCUGCUGUGCUGUGGCACUCCUACACGAUGCCCUGCACACACACACAAUAGCACAGCCCCAGUAGAAUCCCUGCGCUCCUCUGCUGUGCUGUGGGACUCCUACACGAUGCCCUGCACACACACACAAUAGCACAGCCCCAGUAGAAUCCCUGCGCUCCUCUGCUGUGCUGUGGCACUCCUACACGAUGCCCUGCACACACACACAAUAGCACAGCCCCAGUAGAAUCCCUGCGCUCCUCUGCUGUGCUGUGGGACUCCUACACGAUGCCCUGCACACACACACAAUAGCACAGCCCCAGUAGAAUCCCUGCGCUCCUCUGCUGUGCUGUGGCACUCCUACACGAUGCCCUGCACACACACACAAUAGCACAGCCCCAGUAGAAUCCCUGCGCUCCUCUGCUGUGCUGUGGGACUCCUACACGAUGCCCUGCACACACACACAAUAGCACAGCCCCAGUAGAAUCCCUGCGCUCCUCUGCUGUGCCGUGGGACUCCUACACGAUGCCCUGCACACACACACAAUAGCACAGCCCCAGUAGAAUCCCUGCGCUCCUCUGCUGUGCUGUGGCACUCCUACACGAUGCCCUGCACACACACACAAUAGCACAGCUCUGAAUGGUGUUGCAGUGUUUCAGUUUCAGUCGCGUUCUUGCUCCGCGGUUGUGAAUGAUCGUUGCUGUUGUUUUAUAAACUCUUUGAUUCGUUACGAAUGUUUCGUGGCCUUUAUAAAUGUGUUGAACAAUAAAUACGUGUUUCUGUAAAAAAAAAAAAAAAAAGUAUUGUAACAAACAGUGACGCCAAUGGGAAAAAGAAUAAACUGAAUGCAUUUCAUGUUUAAUGAAGACUGAAGAUAACGGUGUGCUUUCAAACAGUAAACUCUGUGGAGAACGGGAUUAAAAGAGGUUUUGAACAUU